Molecule: messenger RNA, 1894 nt
Organism: Megalobrama amblycephala (Wuchang bream)
Lineage: Eukaryota; Metazoa; Chordata; Actinopteri; Cypriniformes; Xenocyprididae
Exons: 5
Coding region: 233-1531 (432 amino acids)
Source: RefSeq, a predicted model, not a curated record
GGACGGAGUGAAUUCAUCUUUAUGUUGAUGAUUGUUUUUGUGCCUGUUUGCACACGUUUUUGUUAUUAUUGAAAUAAAAGCAGCCAGCAGUCAUAGCCGACCCUUGUCGUCUUCCUUCCUAAAAUCUACGAACUCUGUUACACUCUGUUCUUCAGGUGCGUUUGGUGAUGAAGAGGAGUAUGUGUCAGUGAAGGAGGGAUAUUCAGUCACUCUAAACUCUGAUCUUACUGAAAUGAAGGAUGAUGAUGUGAUUCAGUGGAGAUUUGGAAAUGAAAACACUUUAAUAGCUGAAAUCAAUGUAACGGCCGACAGAAUCACUGUAUAUGAUGAUGUUCUUGAUGGGAGAUUCAGAGACAGACUGAAGCUGGACAAUCAAACUGGAUCUCUGACCAUCACAAACACCAGAGAUGAACAUGCUGGAGAUUAUACACUAGAGAUCAACAGUGUGGAAAAGAGUUUCAGUCUCCAUGUCUUUGAUGAAAAACUAGUGAAGGAGGGAAAUUCAGUCACUCUAAACUCUGAUCUUACUGAAAUGAAGGAUGAUGAUGUGAUUCAGUGGAGGUUUGGAAACACUUUAAUAGCUGAAAUCAAUGUAACGGCCGACAGAAUCACUGUAUAUGAUGAUGUUCUUGAUGGGAGAUUCAGAGACAGACUGAAGCUGGACAAUCAAACUGGAUCUCUGACCAUCACAGACAUCACAAUGAAACAUGCUGGAGAUUAUAAACUACAGAUCAACCGUGUGAAAAAGAUUUUCAUUGUCACUGUCUUUGUUGAAAUAUCAGUGAAGAAGGGAGAUUCAGUCACUCUAAACUCUGAUCUUACUAUAAUGAAGGAUGUUGAUUUGAUUCAGUGGAGGACUGAAAUCACUUUAAUAGCUGAAAUCAAUGUAACGGUUGACAGAUUCACUGUAUAUGAUGAUGUUCUUGAUGGGAGAUUCAGAGACAGACUGAAGCUGGACAAUCAAACUGGAUCUCUGACCAUCACAAACAUCACAACUGAACAUGCUAGAGUUUAUAAACUACAGAUCAACAGUGUGAAAAAGAUUUUAAUUCUCUAUGUCUUUGUUGAAAUAUCAGUGAAGGAGGGAGAUUCAGUCACUCUAAACUCUGAUCUUACUGAAAUAAAAAAUUACGUGAUUCAUUGGGAUUUUUUGACUGAAAACACUUUAAUAGCUAAAAUCAAUAAACGGAUUGACAGAAUCACUGUAUAUGAUGAUGUUCUUGAUGGGAGAUUCAGAGACAGACUGAAGCUGGACAAUCAAACUGGAUCUCUGACCAUCACAAACAUUACAACUGAACAUGCUGGAGAUUAUGUGAUGAUAACAGGAGCAAAACGAUCAUUAAAAGCUUACAGAGUUUCUGUCUAUGUCUCUGUCCACUGUUGUGGUCCUACUGAAGCUGUGAUCCGAUUGGUCCUCUCUGCUCUGGUGGGCGUGGCUACUGUCAUUCUUCUGGUUUAUGAAAUCAGAUCAAGAAGAGCUGAACAACAUCAAGCACAUAUUCACACAUCAGGUGCCUCAUUGAUGAUAUAAUUUCUCACAAACUGAUUUUACAUCAUUUAUGAGAUUUACUUAUUUGUGGCUUUAUGUGUUCAUCUUUUUCAGGAAGUAUUGAAAUCUAAAGCAGAACGCUGAACUUUAAAGUGUGUUUUUGUUCUUCUAUUGUUUUUCUCAUAAUAAAUACUGAUGAUUGUUUAAUCUUGUGCUCUCUCUUUCAGUGAUAUAAUUUGAAAAAUGCAAUUCAAAAGGCUUUAUUGUUUAUAUUUGCUUGUCUUUAUCAAUAAAGUUUUCUCACUCUGAGGUUCAAGAGUCUCUCCAUGUUUUAUUACAUUUAUUAUGUUGAGCGCCCCCUGCAGGAAUACUAACUCUAUGUAAGGAAUAUGGUGCUCUAGCUGU